Molecule: messenger RNA, 1536 nt
Organism: Naegleria fowleri
Lineage: Eukaryota; Heterolobosea; Eutetramitea; Acrasida; Naegleriidae
Exons: 1
Coding region: 1-1536 (511 amino acids)
Source: RefSeq, a predicted model, not a curated record
AUGUUGCAAAGAAAGCAAUGCCUCUCUGUUGUGGAAGUCAAGAACGACCUGGCAGAAAAAUUAAUGAUGAUGAAAAAGAACACUCAUCAUGUGGGAAUGAUUUUGAUAAUCUUUUCAAAUACUCAUCGUUAUGGACAUGAUGAUGAAAACUUGGAAAUUGUUGAUGAUAUUCGGAGAUUAGAAUUAUUACUGAAAAAGAAAUUCUCAUUGCAACAAGAAGGAAAGAAGAAAUGGCUAUUGAAUCGAGAAUUACAAUACAAAGAUUUCUUUCCAAUUGAGUUUAUGAAUGAAAAGGAAUUUGUAUUACAUCAAAUCAAAAUGAAUGGUUAUGGAUUAAGACUUGCAUCACCAAAGCUGAAAAACGACAAAGAUUUUGUGUUGCAAGCGGUUCAAUUGAAUGAGGAUAAUUUACGAUGUUCCAGUUACAUUAUUCGCAAUGAUAAAAAAGUGGUAUUGGAAGCUAUAAAGAAAAAAGCGUAUUUACUGAAGUAUGCUUCAAUUGAACUUCAAAAUGACAAGAAUUUUGUGACGGAAGCUAUUCGAUGGAACGAUAAAUGUCUAUAUUUUACUUUAGAUCAACUUUAUACGGACAUGGAAUUCAUAUUUGAAGCAAUCAAACAAAAUAAGAAAGCCCUUCAAUGGUUAUCAUUGAUCUCCCAAGAUGAAGAGCUAAUGUUAAAAGCCAUCAAAUCACUUUAUCCAGAAUUUCAUCAUUUAGUCUCUUUUAAUCAUGCAAACAAAGAGUUCAUGUUAAAACUUGUUGAAGAGUUUGGAUUUUUAUUGCAAUUUGCAUCAGAAGAACUCAAGAAUGAUCGAGAUAUUGUUUUGAAUGCUGUGAAAAAUUUUGGUGUUGCUCUUAAAUAUGCUUCUCAUGAUUUGCAGAAUGAUAGAGAAAUUGCAUUUCAUGCAAUCAAACAAAAUGGCUUGGCAUUGGAGUUUGUUUCGACUGAGUUGAAGGGAACAAGAGAUAUUGUAUUGACUGCUGUGAUUCAAGAUGGAUAUGCACUCGAAUAUGCAUCGAAGGAGUUGAAAAAUGAUCGAGAAAUAGUUUUAACAGCUGUCAGACAAAAUGGUUUUGCUCUUGAAUAUGCUGAUGAAAUGUUGAAGAAAGAUCAAGAAAUUAUAUUCGAAGCAAUCAAACAAAACAAUGAAGCUUUUGAAAAUGCUUCUGAAGAACUUUUGUGUGACAAAGAAUUCUUAUUGAAACUGGCCAAACUCGGAUGUAGAGAUAUUUUCAAUCGUGUACCAGAAGAAAUUAUGGAAGACAGAGAAUUUGUGUUACAAGUCACCAAACUUAACAGUCUUGCUGUUAUCGGAUCCUAUUACUCACAAUUUCUCAAUGAUAAGGAAAUCGUGUUAGAAGCAGUGAAGAACAAUGGAUAUGCAUUGAGAUUUGCAAGUACAAAAUUGCAAAAAGACCCUGAAUUGGUGAUGCAAGCUCUCAAAUGCAAUGGAUAUGUGUUGGAUUACAGUGAAGAAUUGUUGCAUGAAAGGAUGGAACAAUGUUAUUUUGGUGCUUAUUUGGGGUCACCUUGA